Molecule: messenger RNA, 3294 nt
Organism: Acanthocheilonema viteae
Lineage: Eukaryota; Metazoa; Nematoda; Chromadorea; Rhabditida; Onchocercidae
Source: the annotation of a GenBank genome assembly
AUGGCGUCAAAACGUCAACCUACUUCAUGCUUUUCUGUCGCAUCAAAAUUAAAAAAAUCUGUCUGUACUGAUAAAGAUGAGACGUCAAAGUAUUCACUGAAUGAAGAAAUUAUUGAAGUGCCAGGAAGGAUUGCUUCAGUUGAAUUAUUCAAUUUCAUGUGUCAUGAAAAUUUGAAAAUCAGUUUUGAUCUACUCAACAAGAAUUGUUUUUUUAUCGGUGGAUCGAACGGCUCUGGUAAGAGUGCGUUGUUUGCGGCUUUGAAUAUGGGUCUUGGAGGUCGAGGAAGCCAGAAUGAACGUGGGAGUACAAUGAAACAGUAUAUAAAAGAUGGUCAAAAUCGUGCCAAAAUACGGAUAGUGCUAACUAAUCGUGGCUUCGGGAGAUAUCCAGGUUAUGGUGACGCCAUUGCUGUUGAGCGGACUAUUAAUUUAACUUCGUCAACAUAUCAAUUAAAAUCUCUCACUUAUGAAGAAGGGCGUUGUCGUGAAGAAGUGAUAAGUCAUAAAAAGAGUGAUUUGGAUAAACUGCUGGCAAGAUUCUCUAUACAGCUUGACAAUUCAAUAUUCUGGAUGUCCCAAAACCGAUGUCGUGAAUUUUUGCAAGAAUUGAAGCCGGAAAAACUUUACAAUAUGUUUAUGUCUGCAACAGGAUUAGAUUUCUCUCGACUGUGUUACAGUGAAAGCGAAACAUACAAUGCUGAGUCGGAAAAACUGGUGCUAUCUGUUCGACAAGCUUGUUGCGAUAAAUUGAAAGAAAUCGAAAAGCUACGUGAAGAUCGAAAACGUGCGCAAAAUAUGGAACAAAAUAAGCAGAAUCUCUUAGAGCUAAAAAGCAUUCUUCCUUGGCUACCAAUUAGGGAUUGUCACAAGGAUCUCUGUAGGCACAAUGAAUUGCUGGCAAAAGCUGUAGAAGUGUAUACAAAAUUAAAGGAAGGAUUUGUAGUAAAGGAGAAAAUGAAAGCAGAUUACCUUAAAAAAUUUGAACAAAUACAAAAAAAUAAAGAUGAAUUGCAAGAAAAAGUGAAAAAUCUCCAUAUCGAAUUAAGGAAUUUGGGGAAGGAAAAAAAGAGUAGACGUGAUGAAAUGUUGGACGUUGGGCAGCAACUGAGCACUGUAGAACGAAAUCACAGGAUAUUAGACGCUGAGAUUGGUUCAAUGGAGCAACAACUAAAGGAGAUCGAAGCAAAGAAAAAUCAAGGCACUCAAUAUAGUAUUGCUGAAGCUGAAGCAGAAUUAUUUCAUUUAGAGAAUCGAUGUAUGGCAAUGAAAGAGAAGCAAUGUCGAGUGGAGAAAAGAACAAAAUAUUUUGAAACAGAGUUGGCUAAUGCAAUAAAAGUAGAACGUAGCGUUGAAGCGGAAAUAUCUCAUUGGAAUGCUAUGUUGCGAGAACUAUGUGAUGAGAAGGAACGAUUAAUGGCAAUGCAACGGAGUGAUUUAGCUCGUUUUGGUACGUCGGUACCUCAGAUCGUCAGUUUAAUCAAACAAAAUAUUGCUAAAUUCUCAAAACAACCAAUUGGACCUAUAGGUGCCUAUAUACGGAUAAACGAUGAAUCCUGGGCAUUGGCUGUAGAAUACUGUUUGCGUCACUUGCUUUCAGUUUGGUUAUGUGAUAAUGUACAGGAUAGAAAUAUUCUGGAUUCGAUUCUGCAAAAAUAUAAUAUUCGUGCUGCAGGAUAUAUUAUCAGCAAAUUUUCGGAGAGACGAUAUAACAUAACUUUAUUUGAACCAUCGUCAGAAUAUUUGACUGUAGCGAGAAUGGUAACUGUUACAGAUGACAAUAUUUUCAAUGUAUUGGUCGAUCAGACGCAGAUGGAAUCUAUUCUUUUGAUCCCAUCUGCUAGUGCAGCGCGUAGCUUGAUGGCGCAAAGUCCUCCGAAAAACGUUCAUAAAGGUUUUACCAAAAAUGGUGAUGAAGUAUUCGCAAAAAUGGGUAACCAGGUAUAUCGCUUUUAUGCAAAUGAGCGUUAUCAGAAGUCAACUAUAUUGACCAGCAAUGAGAUAGCUAAUACCAGAACGCUUAAUGAUCAGAUAGCAAAAGCAGAAAAUGAAUUACGAAGUAAUAGAGUAUCUUUAGCAAAGGCACAAGAAAAACGUCAGAAAAUAGAGGCAGACAUGACUAAUGAAAUGCAGCAAAGCAAUCAGGAAUUGCAGCGCUUAAAAGUCGAUGAAGUACGACGACGUUCUUUACAAAAACGACUAGAUGCUGCACGAUUUGAAGGAGGUGUUGAUGGUCAAGUCAUGAAUCUGGUUUCAAGUUUGGAUCAAUACAGAAGGGAAAAAGAAAAACUCAUGCAAUCUGAGAGCAUUCUGCAGCAGCAACUAAUUAAAUCACGUCAAUUGUUACGUGAUGCAGAAAUGGUGAGAGCGGAAAAAGCUAGAGAAAUGGGGGAAAGCGAAAAUGAACUCAGAAAAAGUGAGGCUGAUUUGCAAGAAUGUAGUAGAGAAGUCGAUAUGAUGAACGUCUCUGAGGAUGAACAUCGUCAAAAGUUAUCAAAAUUGGAAAUCCAUAAAAGUGGUCUGGAGGAGAAAGUGAAAGCAUUGAAUGAAAAACUGCAAAAAAUGAAAGAAGAAGCUAAUGAGUUAAUUACUGGUGCACCUCCUGAUUUCGCGAAUCUACCAGAUACAGCAGAAGCUGAAGAACGAUGCAGAAAACUGGAACAUCGUAUUCAAGCUGCACGAGAAAGCUUGGAAGGUACUAUAGUAUCCGAAGAAGCGUUGGAUGCUCUGCAAAAUGAUUGUGAAAGUCUACGAAAAAAAUAUAAGAAUGCUAAACGCGUCGUUUUGGAACUGAAGAAUCGAUUAAGGUUGAGAAAUGAGAAAUUCCUGGAAGUACGAAAUCUAACGGCUGAGCGACUUAGUGAAUUAUACAGCGGUCUGAUGUCGAUAAGGAAUUUCAAAGGUUCACUGAUUAUAAACCAUGAGAAUCGUGCUAUUUAUAUUAUGGCAGAAACUCAAAAAAAUCAAGAAAUUAACCAGGUCUCCCUUCUUGGACGUUAUCGAGGAAAAGGCAAUUUACAGGAUUUAAGAGGAUUGUCUGGUGGUGAACGGACUUAUACUUCCGCUUGUUUCGUUAUGGCUUUAUGGCAGGCUAUGGAAACUCCUAUCCGUUGUAUGGAUGAGUUUGACGUAUUCUUGGAUUUGAACAAUCGAAAAAUUGUGAUGGAACUGUUCGCAGACCUUGCCACUCGUCAGUACCCAUCUUAUCAGUUUAUUUUCUUUACUCCUCAAGGAGUCGCCGAUUUCGCUCGUCGUGAUCGUAUACAGCUCUUCGAAAUGCCGAAAAUCAGGGAAUGA